GGUGUUGUGACUGAAACCCGUCAAUAUGGCGGCGAUCGGCCGCGGUCGCUCGCUGAAGAACCUCCGAAUACGAGGGCGGAAUGACAGCGGCGAGGAGAACGUCCCGUUGGACCUGACCCGAGAGCCUUCUGAUAACUUAAGGGAGAUUCUCCAGAAUGUAGCCAAAUUGCAAGGGGUUUCAAAUAUGAGAAAGCUGGGCCAUUUGAAUAACUUUACUAAGCUUCUUUGUGAUAUUGGCCACAGUGAAGAAAAACUGGGUUUUAACUAUGAGGAUAUUAUUAUUUGCUUGCGGUUAGCUUUGUUGAACGAAGCAAAAGAAGUGCGGGCUGCAGGGCUACGAGCUCUUCGGUAUCUCAUCCAAGACUCCAGUAUUCUACAGAAGGUGCUUAAACUGAAAGUGGACUAUUUAAUAGCCAGGUGCAUUGACAUACAGCAGAGCAACGAGGUGGAGAGGACGCAAGCACUUCGAUUAGUCAGAAAGAUGAUUACUGUGAAUGCUUCCUUGUUUCCUAGCUCCUUGGCCAAUUCAUUAAUAGCAGUUGGAAAUGAUGGACUUCAAGAGAGAGACAGAAUGGUCCGAGCAUGCAUUGCUAUUAUCUGUGAACUAGCACUUCAGAAUCCAGAGGUGGUGGCCCUUCGAGGUGGACUAAACACCAUCUUGAAAAAUGUGAUCGAUUGCCAGUUAAGUCGAAUAAAUGAGGCCCUCAUUACUACAAUUUUGCACCUCCUUAAUCAUCCAAAGACCCGAAAAUAUGUGCGAGCUGAUGUAGAAUUAGAGCGAAUUUUAGCACCCUAUACUGAUUUUCACUACAGACAUAGUCCAGAUACAGCUGAAGGACAGCUCAAAGAAGACAGAGAAGCAAGGUUUCUAGCCAGUAAAAUGGGAAUCAUAGCAACAUUCCGGUCGUGGGCAGGUAUUAUUAAUUUAUGUAAACCUGGAAACUCUGGCAUUCAGUCUUUAAUUGGAGUACUUUGCAUACCAAAUAUGGAAAUAAGGCGAGGUCUGCUUGAAGUGCUUUAUGAUAUAUUUCGCCUUCCUCUACCUGCUGUGACUGAAGAGUUCAUAGAAGCGCUGCUCAGUGUAGAUCCAGGUAGAUUCCAAGACAGCUGGAGGCUUUCAGAUGGCUUUGUAGCAGCUGAGGCAAAAACUAUUCUUCCUCAUCGUGCCAGAUCCAGGCCAGACCUCAUGGAUAAUUAUUUGGCAUUGAUACUUUCCGCAUUCAUUCGUAAUGGACUUUUAGAGGGUUUGGUUGAAGUGAUAACGAACAGUGAGGACCUUAUCUCAGUGAGAGCCACCAUCCUUCUUGGGGAGCUUUUACACAUGGCAAACACAAUUCUUCCUCAUUCACAUAGCCAUCAUUUGCACUGCCUGCCAACCCUAAUGAAUAUGGCAGCCUCCUUUGAUAUCCCCAAGGAGAAAAGAGUGCGAGCCAGUGCAGCCUUGAACUGUUUAAAACGCUUCCAUGAAAUGAAGAAACGAGGACCUAAACCUUACAGCCUUCACUUAGACCACAUUAUUCAGAAAGCAAUUGUAACACACCAGAAACGGGAUCAGUAUCUCCGAGUUCAGAAGGAUAUAUUUGUUCUUAAGGAUACAGAGGAAGCUCUUUUAAUGAACCUUAGAGAUAGCCAAGUCCUUCAACAUAAAGAGAAUCUUGAAUGGAAUUGGAAUCUUAUAGGGACCAUUCUUAAGUGGCCAAAUGUAAACCUAAGAAACUAUAAAGAUGAACAGUUACACAGGUUUGUACGAAGACUGCUUUAUUUUUACAAGCCCAGCAGUAAAUUAUACGCCAACCUGGACCUGGACUUUGCCAAGUCAAAGCAACUGACAGUUGUGGGCUGCCACUUCACCGAAUUUCUUCUUGAGUCUGAAGAGGAUGGGCAAGGAUACUUAGAAGAUCUAGUAAAGGAUAUUGUUCAGUGGCUCAAUGCCUCAUCUGGUAUGAAACCUGAAAGAAGUCUUCAAAACAAUGGUUUAUUGACUACCCUUAGUCAACACUACUUUUUAUUUAUUGGAACACUUUCUUGCCAUCCUCAUGGAGUCAAAAUGCUGGAAAAAUGCAGUGUAUUUCAAUGUCUUCUUAACCUUUGCUCCUUGAAAAACCAAGAUCACUUGCUAAAACUGACUGUUUCCAGCUUGGACUACAGCAGAGAUGGGUUGGCCAGAGUCAUCCUUUCCAAAGUCCUCACAGCAGCCACUGAUGCCUGCAGGCUGUAUGCAACAAAACACUUAAGAGUAUUAUUGAGAGCCAAUGUUGAAUUCUUCAAUAAUUGGGGAAUUGAAUUACUAGUGACCCAGCUACAUGAUAAAAACAAAACAAUUUCUUCUGAAGCUCUCGAUAUCCUUGAUGAAGCAUGUGAAGACAAGGCCAAUCUUCAUGCUCUUAUUCAAAUGAAGCCAGCUUUAUCCCACCUUGGGGACAAAGGUUUGCUUCUCCUUCUGAGAUUUCUCUCCAUUCCAAAAGGGUUUUCCUAUCUGAAUGAAAGGGGUUAUGUAGCAAAACAACUGGAAAAGUGGCACAAGGAAUAUAAUUUAAAAUAUGUUGACUUGAUUGAGGAACAACUUAACGAAGCACUUACUACUUACCGGAAGCCAAUUGAUGGUGAUAACUAUGUUCGUCGGAGUAACCAAAGAUUACAGCGUCCUCAUGUCUACCUGCCUGUGCACCUUUAUGGACAACUGGUACACCACAAAACAGGCUGCCAUUUGUUGGAAGUACAGAAUAUUAUUACAGAACUCUGUCACAAUGUUCGUACACCAGAUUUGGAUAAAUGGGAAGAAAUGAAAAAACUGAAAGCAUCUCUUUGGGCCUUGGGAAAUAUUGGCUCCUCAAAUUGGGGCCUCAAUUUGCUGCAGGAAGAAAACGUAAUUCCAGAUAUACUCAAACUUGCAAAACAGUGUGAGGUUCUUUCCAUCAGAGGGACCUGUGUAUAUGUUCUUGGGCUCAUAGCCAAAACCAAACAAGGCUGUGACAUUCUAAAAUGUCACAACUGGGAUGCUGUAAGGCACAGCCGAAAACACCUGUGGCCAGUGGUUCCAGAUGAUGUAGAACAACUCUGUAAUGAGCUCUCAUCUAUACCCAGCACCUUAAGUUUGAACUCGGAGUCAACCAGCUCUAGACAUAAUAGUGAGAGUGAAUCUGCACCCUCAAGUAUGUUCAUAAUGGAGGACGACCGGUUUGGCAGCAGCUCCACGAGCACGUUCUUCCUCGACAUCAGUGAAGACGCAGAGCCAGCCUUCUAUGACCGGCCUGGACCUGUAAAGGAUAAAAAUUCAUUCCCUUUCUUUGCUUCUAGCAAACUUGUGAAGAAUCGUAUCUUAAAUUCACUGACGUUGCCUAAUAAAAAACACCGUAGCAGCAGUGACCCAAAAGGAGGGAAAAUGUCAUCUGAAAAUAAGACAAGCAACAGACGGGUCAGAACGCUUACGGAGCCCAGCGUCGACUUUAAUCAUAGUGACGAUUUUACACCCACAGUACAGAAAACAUUACAAUUAGAAACUUCUUUCGUUGGGCAUAGGCACAUUGAAGACACUGGUAGUACUCCAAGUAUUGGAGAGAAUGACUUAAAAUUCACCAAGAGUCUUGGUUCAGAGAAUCACAGAGAAAACACGAGCCGAGAAAGGUUGGUUGUGGAAAGUUCGACGAGUUCACAUAUGAAGAUACGUAGCCAAAGUUUUAACACAGACACUACAACAAGUGGGAUAAGUUCCAUGAGCUCAAGUCCUUCCCGAGAGACAGUAGGAGUCGAUGCUACGACUGUGGACACAGACUGUGGAAGUAUGAGUACUGUGGUAAGUACGAAAACUGUUAAGACAAGCCACUACUUGACUCCACAGUCUAACCAUCUCUCUCUCUCCAAGUCCAACUCAGUGUCCCUGGUGCCUCCGGGUUCUUCUCAUACACUUCCUAGAAGAGCACAGUCCCUUAAAGCGCCCUCUAUCGCUACAAUUAAAAGUCUAGCAGAUUGUAACUUUAGUUACACAAGUUCUAGAGAUGCCUUUGGCUAUGCUACACUGAAAAGGUUACAGCAACAGAGAAUGCAUCCAUCUCUAUCACAUUCUGAAGCUUUGGCAUCUCCAGCAAAAGAUGUGCUUUUUACUGAUACCAUCACCAUGAAGGCCAACAGCUUCGAGUCCAGGUUAACACCAAGCAGGAUUGAUUUUAAAAGGAAGCAUGUCGGGGGAAUCAGGAGCUUAAGACCUACAAUAACAAACAACCUUUUCAGGUUCAUGAAAGCUUUAAGUUAUGCUUCGUUAGAUAAAGAAGACUUGUUAAGUCCCAUUAAUCAAAAUACCCUGCAGCGAUCCUCCUCAGUGAGGUCUAUGGUGUCCAGUGCAACAUACGGGAGCUUGGAUGACUACAUUGGCCUUGCUCUUCCGGUGGACAUCAACGACAUAUUCCAGGUAAAGGAUAUUCCCUAUUUUCAGACUAAAAAUAUACCUCCACCUGACGAUCGAGGUCCAAGAGUGUUUGCUCAUGAUGCGGGAGGUCUUCCAUCUGGAACUGGAGGUCUUGUAAAAAAUUCCUUUCACUUGCUACGACAGCAGAUGAGUCUUACGGAAAUAAUGAAUUCAGUCCAUUCAGAUGCUUCUCUGUUUUUAGAAAGUACAGAAGACACUGGACUACAGGAGCAUACAGAUGAUAACUGCCUGUAUUGUGUCUGUAUUCAGAUUCUGGGUUUUCAGCCCAGUAACCAACUAAGUGCAAUAUGUAGUCAUUCAGACCUUCAAGACAUUCCAUAUUCUGAUUGGUGUGAGCAGAGCAUCCAUAAUCCCUUAGAAGUGGUUCCCUCUAAGUUCUCGGGGAUUUCUGGCUGUAGCGAUGGAGUGUCUCAAGAAGGCUCAGCCAGCAGCACCAAAAGCACAGAACUGCUGCUAGGUGUUAAAACAAUUCCAGAUGAUACACCAAUGUGCCGUAUACUCCUUCGCAAAGAAGUUCUAAGAUUAGUCAUUAAUUUGAGUAGUUCAGUUUCAACUAAAUGUCAUGAAACUGGGCUUUUAACGAUCAAGGAGAAGUACCCGCAGACCUUCGACGACAUCUGCCUCUACUCGGAGGUCUCGCACUUGCUGGCGCACUGCGCCUUCAGGCUCCCGUGCCGGAGGUUCAUACAAGAGCUGUUCCAAGAUGUACAGUUUCUACAAAUGCACGAAGAAGCAGAGGCGGUGUUGGCCGUACCACCAAAGCAGCCCGUAGUUGAUCCAUCGGCCGAGUCCUGACCUCCUGCCUGCGAUGUGUAUAGACGGAUCCUGUGCACACAUUCACAUUGCGCAGUUCACGAACGCCUCAGGAGAUGCUGGCGGGCUGGGCCGCAAGGACGGGAGGGUCCGCGUGCGCUGUGCCAGCAGUUUUGGCGCCUGGACAGCUGGAACUGCAGACUUCCGUAACCAAACAACGUCCCCUGUCCCCGGUGCGCCCCGGUAGGGGUUCCGUGUUCAUUGCCACCAUCUUAAAAGUUUUAGUUUCCAUUGUAUGUGAGAGCCAAGCACUGAGUACCGACACAGGUUUUCUGCUUUCCCGUUCGAAGUGCUCAACCACGAGGAACAGUAAUAGGAUGUGCAGAAGCACCCUUCACGCAGUUGUUUCUGAGUUCUUCUCUUAGGGAAAAUGAAAAGAUGCCUUGUUUGUUGCCUGAGUCACGGAAGCCAGGGGUCAGUGUCUCUGAGGCUGUGUCCUGUCCCCACAGUGGGGGUGCUGUGACUGCUGGCGUGAGAGGGGAGCUUUUCUUAGCGUCGUAACACUACUCCAAGGGUUGUGACCUCAGAGCCAGAGGAGAGCCUCGGCGACCCGGGACUGAUAAGUUAUUUCUAUGUUGUUAGACUUGCAUAACGUUUCUUUCGUAUUUGUUUUCCUUCUCUUGACGUGUUGUUGUUAUAGGCUAUUUGAACUGAUUAAGGUUUUUCACUACAGUUCCUGAUUAAAAUCAGAAAAUCAUGUUACAGUUCAGCUGUUUCCCACAUAUAAAAUGCAUGAAUGUGUUCAGUGGACUUCCAUUCUCAUCACCUUCCCAUAUCACCAUUUCAAAUAGGAACUCGAACAAGCACUAUCAAUGUAGACGUAAAGCAGCAGAAAGCAUUAAAUGAUACUUGAAGGGAAAAACAAGAUUGCCUACAAUUUACUGUACAUUCCAUGGAAAAAGAAGAGCCAGCCAUAUUUCCUUUUAAAAAAUUAUUAAUGACACUGUUAUUACAAUUAAAAAUUGUAGUGAAAAGCCUUAAGUACCAAAUUUUAAAGCAGCAGUAAUUUAAUUUUUAUAUCAGUGUUCUUGUUUUGCACAAACUAAAUGCAGUGAUAGGUGAAUUUAUGCAUACAGUAAUUGUCUUUAUCAUGUUUGUGAAGUGGUUAAGUUGAUGAGGGCAAGGUUUCGUUAAUUUGUGUGUUUAAUUUGUAUAUGUCUAAAGAUUAUUUGAACAUCUUCACAGGAAUUACACAUAUAUGCAAAUUUGUAUAUAAAAACAGCAUGGCCAUCAUCAUUAGAAUGCUUGUAAAUGAAAGGAUUAUCUUUUUUAGGUCUGUGUAUAAAUAGAAAAAAUCCAGCUGGACUGAUUAGGACCCUUUUCUAAUUCAUUUGUGUAUGCCAUUUUUAGUCACACAUCAGCUUUGACUCCGUUGUCGUGUAUCGAUGAACACUUUCCUGUGUCACAAACCCUUCUGAUAAUGGGCUUACUCUCUGAGAUCUCUGUCAAGAACCCUGUGAACUAGCAAACCUAACUCACGAGAUACUUCUGAAACAACGCGCUGGCACUGAAAGUUCCAGUGGAGAUAAGUGUUUCAUCUCACUUCGUGACACCCCUUUGCGACUGCGCGUCAGCAGACUGUCCGUGCGUGCACUGUGUAGCAACUCACACUCUAACAAAGCAGAUAGGGCUGGAAGCUGCUGCUCGUGGUAAAGAGGGGUUCUUCAGACUUCCUCUCAGAAACCCAGUUGAAGAUAAGACACACACUUUUUUAUACUUUAACUUAUCACCGAACCCAAGUGUUUAUUUAAAUGUCGACAGUGCUUUUAAGAACGUCACCUGUCACCUUGGUCUUUGGUCUUGGAUGAUGAAACUGCCUUCCAGAGAACCAAGCGUCAGAGAAACUUAGACCAGAUAGUAGUUAAAAACUCCAAAGGAGGUAAUGUAGUAAUCUUACUUACAAUGGGAUUAACAUGCUUUAGACAUUCAUUUUCAACACUACCUCAGUUAAUGCAGAGUGUAAUCUGUGGUUUAAUCCCUCAGAGGUUAACAGUGAUUCUUUUCUGUCACACACACAUCACCCCGUACCUGCACCCAGACUCACUCGUCCACCCUGAAGUGAAGUCCUCAUUACUGUCCGCCAGAGCAGGGGUUUUUUGACAGUUACUUUGAAAGACUUAUAUGUAUACAUCAUAAUAUUUGCCUAUAGCACUUAGUUUGGGGAGAUACUCAGAGCUCUGUGGUUAUCAGUAAUUUAAGGGAAAAAAUGUACUUAAAUGGAUAAUGCUAUUUGGUUUAUCCAUAUUUCACUGACAGGUCUAAUAUGUUUUCUUUGAGUACUUGUUUGCAUAAAGAUAGAUUUUAAUGAUGAAAAAAGCUCACAUGCGUGCCAAGUGAUUAACUUAGGUGUUUAAAAAUUAUUAAAUUAUAGCAGAGAAGAUUAGGAAAAGUGUUGGUGGUAAUAGAAAUAAUUGAGAAAAUCGUCUAUAAAUAAUAGAUAUUGCCAGACUAUAAAAUACCAAAAUAAUGUCAAUACUAUAGUUUUUCAAGAUUUUAGAAUUCUUAGUCCAUACAUAUUUGUACUAAUGGUAAUUAUUGAUAAUUUGGAGGAAUUUGGACAGUUGUGCUGGUUGUAAACUGUGAAUUUCUCAUUGUAACAUGAAUUGUUACUUCUAACUGAAAUUUUUUUUCAAGAACAAAUUUCAGCUUCACAUACUAAGUUAAACUGAUAAAUAAGGAAAUUAGAAAUUAGUAUUCAUAAUUAAAUAUGAUCUAAGAUUUCUUAUACUUUUAUUUCCUGUUUAUGCUUAGGUAUAUUUGAGGGGGGAAAGUCUCUCCUCUCUAAUAAAAAUGUUUUUAAUCAAGAUUGGUAGCAUAUGGACAUCCUGUAUGACAGUGACAUUAGAAAAGGCUCUUUGGAGCUAGGUGUAUACAUUAUUAGACUAGUUACUCUAAUGUCAUGUGUACUAGUCCUUUGAAAUGGUGGCUUUAAUAGUUUUCAGCUCUUUCCUCCAGAGCUUGAAAUAAUUAAAGCUGAAUUUUUCAGGGCAUAUUCCAGUGGCAGAGUGUUCAACAGUGAGGUGUCAGUGCUUAUUUAGAAUUGUCCACUGCUAUUUAGGUGAGAAUUUUCAUUCCAUUCAGAGGAUGCCUUUUAUCCCCACAUUAAAGCACAGAUAAUUAAGCAAUAAAAACCAGUCAAAUUGUCAUCCAAAUUAUAACCACAGUUAUUUUUUGCAUGGUGAGAGUGAGGUGCUAAUUCUGUGUGACAUGAGCUUUGUAAGCUACCUUGGGAGAGGCCCUUUGGAAGUGAGAGGUUUCCCUUGUCCUGUGCUUCCAAUUUUGUCUCGAAUUCGCCAUCCAUUAAAACAUGGGGGAAACAAUACGUAGAAUUGCGAAGAGUUUUAUAAGAAAAGCUACUGAAAUAAAAGGAUAUAUCAGAUUUUCCAGAGUGUAAGUUGAGGAAGUUCUCCCUGGUAUCCCCAUUCAGGAAGUACAUUAUUACUGGUUCAAGUGCGAGUUUCACUAUAAAAGCAUGCCAGUGAAAUUAAUAGCAAUGCUUAUCAAACAAUAUUGAAAUCAGAGAAUCUUUCUAGGAGCAUUCGUUUUUUCUGUUUGUUCCAGGUUCCCAGGGGAGUUUUCAUUCAUAGGUUUAUAUGACUCACACAGAAUGUGGAUUUCUCCCCCUUUGGAGUAUUUUGGUAAUGUAGGCAGAUAACUAUGCCACAUCAUGCAUAAAUUGCACAUUUUGUUUGACUUUCUUUAUAAAAUAUUUCAUUUGAAAAAUAUAAUUUAUGCCAAAAAGUAUACCUUGUAAUUUUGCCACUGAACAGGUUGAUUUAGCACAAAAUGCAAAGUUUUGGGGCAGAAAGGGCUGGGGGUAAAAAUUUUUCAUACAUGACAGUUGAAAAGUGUUCCAUUGCUGGCCUGUCAGAAACCCUGAAGCUGCAUUGUAAAACAGAUAGUGUAAAUUAGUUUUGAAAAUGGUAAGGGGUUGUGAAAACAAUCUCAGAUUAGUCCUCCCUGACCAUAGGAUUUUCUUCUCUCUCUUUUUUAUUUAGUAAUACGCUGCUACAUAUUUGGAGGUUCUGGUGUUUGUAGGUCACUGAACAGACAUUGAAAUAUGAUUUAUAUUGUAUAACUGUAACAUAGAAAGAAAAAGUAUUUAUAUAUUUUCCGUAAGAAUAUUUCAUUGAGUUGUGUAUAAUUUAAAUAAGGUUUGUCCCCAAAUGGUUUUGCUCCACCUUGAUUUUUUUUUUGUGUGGUUUUCUUGUUUUUGUAUAAUGUGUACAGUUUAUGUCAAGGGCAUUAAAAGCCUCCUGAAACAUAAUCUUAUCAAAGGGAUACAUUCUUAAUAAAAUGUACUUAAAAUUCUUAAA
This is a messenger RNA of Phyllostomus hastatus (greater spear-nosed bat), 9552 nucleotides long. RefSeq names its product RPTOR independent companion of MTOR complex 2 (gene RICTOR). Gene Ontology annotation, biological process: positive regulation of phosphatidylinositol 3-kinase/protein kinase B signal transduction; TORC2 signaling. Gene Ontology annotation, molecular function: protein serine/threonine kinase activator activity. Lineage: Eukaryota; Metazoa; Chordata; Mammalia; Chiroptera; Phyllostomidae. Gene Ontology annotation, cellular component: TORC2 complex. Bases 26 to 5218 code for a protein of 1730 amino acids. The transcript is spliced from 39 exons. The record is from RefSeq and is a predicted model, not a curated record.